CGGCCGAAUAAGUCCAGUGAGCAUUGGGAUUCUGUCCCAUCGAGCGUGGCCGAUGCGGAAUGAGAAGGACCCCGGUGACUGCUGAUGCUCGGCUAUGAACAUCGUUCGUCUGCGAUGUUUGCCUGUCUGCUUACUUGGAAGACGAUCGCUAUGCGCCAGAAGAGACAAUAGCGCCCAUUUUGCCAACACGGCGCCAAAUUUCUACGCAUUUCCCACAUUUCCAGCACGCGUUUUCGGUGGGGAAUCGCUUUGGUCGUGGCCAUCCCCCCAGAAUCACGGCCCAACCCCGCUGUCAAUCACAGUCGAUCAUUUUGCUCUGUGAUGGACCCUGAAGCUCCGUCUGCUCUGGACAUGCAAGCUGUGGAACC
Messenger RNA from Microdochium trichocladiopsis, 368 nucleotides. RefSeq lists its product as uncharacterized. The coding region runs from base 95 to 322 and encodes 75 amino acids. The record is from RefSeq and is a predicted model, not a curated record. The transcript has a single exon. NCBI's taxonomy places the organism in Eukaryota, Fungi, Ascomycota, Sordariomycetes, Xylariales, Microdochiaceae.